UUCGACCAAAAUAUAGUCUGCCGUGGAUCGCCGGACCAUUCAGUCUUUUCCCGUUCGACUAGUGUUCUCCGAUCUGUGAGGUUGCUCGCACACCUAUUUUUUAAUUCCUUUAAGUUAAUAAAUCCAAAAACACAAAUCCAAAAUGGCUGAUGAUGAGGCAAAGAAGGCUAAACAGGCCGAGAUUGAGCGCAAGCGUGCUGAAGUGCGCAAGCGUAUGGAGGAAGCCUCCAAAGCUAAGAAGGCCAAGAAGGGUUUCAUGACCCCAGAAAGGAAGAAGAAGCUUAGGUUGUUGCUCCGUAAAAAAGCCGCUGAAGAGCUGAAGAAAGAACAAGAACGCAAAGCCGCUGAACGUAGACGCAUCAUUGAAGAACGUUGCGGUAGCCCGAGAAAUCUCAGCGACGCCAGCGAAGCUGAACUACAAACAAUUUGCAAACAAUAUUGGCAACGCCUCUUCGCUUUGGAGGGGGACAAAUUUGAUUUAGAGCAUAUAGAAAAAGUCAAGGCACAAGAGAUCAACGAUCUCAAUGCCCAAGUUAACGAUCUGCGUGGCAAAUUCGUGAAACCAGCCUUGAAGAAGGUGUCCAAAUACGAAAACAAAUUCGCCAAGCUCCAGAAGAAGGCCGCUGAAUUUAACUUCCGUAACCAACUUAAGGUUGUUAAGAAGAAGGAAUUCACAUUGGAAGAGGAAGAGAAGGAGAAAAAGAUAAAAGAUGCUCAAUUAAAAUCAACAGUCAAAAAGUAAAAAACCCGACUGGUCCAAGGGCAAACCCGGCGAUGCUAAGGAUCACGCCCCCGAAACACCAGCAUAAAUGGGCAUCAAUGCAUUGCAUCGUCGUCGCGGAUAGUCUCUAUUCUGGCCGUGCCGUAUAUUAAAAAUAGAAAAACAUCAAAAAGAAACAACACAUAUGUAUAUUUAAAAUUAUAACUAAAUGUUUACUAAGUCAAAAGAUAAAAAAUAAAUUUAUAAAGAAGCCCUUUUUAUUAUAAAUAUAAAUAUAACUUAAACAACUUCACCACCGAGCACGAAUGGAACUGGCAAGAGCAGCACGAAGGAGCGUUUUGGGGUGAGAGAAAGCUUUGGAUACAAAUAAUUUUCUUUGGAAGAUGGUUAGUGAAAAUAAAUAAUUGAUAGAAAUUCGAAAACGCGGAAGGACAGAAUAUAACACUUAGUUUAAAACAACUAAAUAAAUUAUAUUGUUAUUUAGUAAUGACAACUAAGCAUCGUUGAAACAACAGAGGAAUAAAUAUACAAUGGUAUUUUGUAGAUUUCAAAUGGUAUCGAGCAUUACUUUGCACCUUUUAUUUGUAUUCAAUAAAGUUUAUUGUAAAUUAUGCGCUAAGCA
This is a messenger RNA of Rhagoletis pomonella (apple maggot), 1343 nucleotides long. RefSeq names its product troponin I (gene wupA). The record is from RefSeq and is a predicted model, not a curated record. Bases 143 to 742 code for a protein of 199 amino acids. The transcript is spliced from 10 exons. Gene Ontology annotation, biological process: muscle contraction. Gene Ontology annotation, cellular component: troponin complex. NCBI's taxonomy places the organism in Eukaryota, Metazoa, Arthropoda, Insecta, Diptera, Tephritidae.